AGGGUCAGCCUGGCGCCCCGCAGGUCCCCGGCCACAAGGAGCAUCACAGCUAUGAGAGGCAGAGGUACGUGAUCAACGAUUUGCCGGACAACAUAUCAAAUUCCAGUGUAAUUAGCCAGACUAAACGAAUUCCUUGCUGCAGUAUCUGUCGGUCGUGGACGUAGCAACUGGCGCUCAGGAGCUGCUGCAGCAGGAGAAUCACCCCCUGAAGUUGACACAUUUCCUGCUCCACCAGUUAACGAUCAGUCCCCAGCAAUGGACUUUUACCAACAGAAUCUCCCUGCCCCUGCAGUAGAUGUUAAGAUGGAUGUGCCAGUGUCGGAUAGUGAUGCCUCAAUGCAGGAGGGAGAACAGCAGGCAGAAACAAGGAAGCGACCUUGGGAAAAGCCAGGAGGCAUCAAGAUCAAGAGAAAGAAGGUCCCAGGAGCCAAGAAUCUUAAAAUCCGGAGAUACGUGCAGCCAAAGAAUGCAGUAAUGUGCCUCAACGAGCUCCGGCCAGGAGUGACAUACACGACAGAGCAAGAAGGAGGAGUCGGACAACCGUUUUGCAUAUCUGUAGAGGUAUCUACUGGGGUUGACUCUCAAAAGUACAGAGGGUUUGGAUCAUCCAAACAGUUGGCGAAGCAGGCUGCAGCUGAAGCAGCACUUAUUAGUUUUGUAAAGCCUCCAGUCACUACAAAUAAUACUGAAAAUCAAGAGGAGGAUAAGACCCCUUGGGCUACCCUUGCUUCAUUUGCUAUAUAUAAAUUAUUCAAUGAUUGGCGUGAGGGUCGAGUUGGCAUGUGCCCCCCACCUGCUCAGCCUUAUGGCACUGCAGUCCCCCCUGGAUACCAAGCAUUCCUAAAUCAGCAAACUGUGGGAACAACUACGGUUAAGGAAGAAACGCCUCAGGCAGCAGCUUUUGCCGAAGCAAUUUGUGCACACCUAGGAGGCCGCGCCCCUAACACUCCAGCCACUGAUGCUAAACAGGACACAAAUUUGUCUUUCCAGUCAACAGAGCCCAUGAAAGUGCCAAACCCGGCCAAGCAGGUCCCUGAAAAUGCUGCCGGCAUGCACCCUGUUAUGGUAUUGCACCAGAUGAAGCCUGGCUUACAGUACACCGUGUCCCAGACGAUGCGGGAGAGCAAGCCCUUCUUUAGUGUGACUGCUGAUAUUGAUGGAAAGGAGUUCAGUGGGGAAGGACCCAAUGUGAAGAAGGCGAAGUUCUUCCUUGCAAAGGAAGCGAUCCUAGGACUGUAUGGUGUAGAGUCUUCUUUUGAAACCCCAGCCUAAUGUGUUAGUACAUGACUUAAGAUAGAUGUUUUCCUUAACAUUUCUUUUGGUAGAAGACUGUAUAUUGUUUUCCUUUACUAUUCUUUAGGUAGAAUAAAUUUACCAAAGUUCGUAAGUGAUAAUUUUGUUGGUUUUAUCUUUUAGAGUAUCCCACUAGUGUCUGCAUUUGCUAGCUAGCACAACCUUGAACCUUGCUACCAGUUAGCUAUCUUGAACCUUUCAAAUUUGGCUACAGUGUAUUUAAAUUAGAAAAGAAUUAUUAAACAGGUGUGUUCGUUGUGUUUGACACUACAGUGCCGAGAUAAUAACAGCUUUCAGGAUACAAUACUGACAAAUGCCACAAAUUCGCAUGCUACAGUAAUAAAAAUUGUGCAUUUUGAAAGUGUAGAUGCGUUUCAUUACGGUGAAACCAUUGUUUUGUGUUUUAUUUGUAUGCUUGAUGCCUUUUGUUUUUAGUUUGAAAGGGCUUUGAAGAAAAGUCUUGAGAUAUGAGUCAACAUUUGUAUAUUUAUAUAAUUUUUUUAAGUUUCUACAUUAGAAUCAUUUAACAUGUAAAAUACCAGUACCUGUAUCUGGAAAUGAUGGGUAUUAAUAAAAGGAAUACAUUAUUCAAUUACAUGUAUCUUGUAAUUUCUGUUCUGUGUUUCAAAUUUUGAAUUCCAAAGGAAAUCUAAGAAUAAAAGAGAAAAAGCUUUUAAAAGACUUUAA
This is a messenger RNA of Homarus americanus (American lobster), 1980 nucleotides long. Its product is annotated as double-stranded RNA-specific editase 1-like. Gene Ontology annotation, molecular function: double-stranded RNA binding; double-stranded RNA adenosine deaminase activity; tRNA-specific adenosine deaminase activity. The coding region runs from base 256 to 1272 and encodes 338 amino acids. The transcript is spliced from 8 exons. Lineage: Eukaryota; Metazoa; Arthropoda; Malacostraca; Decapoda; Nephropidae. The record is from RefSeq and is a predicted model, not a curated record. Gene Ontology annotation, biological process: RNA processing; adenosine to inosine editing. Gene Ontology annotation, cellular component: cytoplasm; nucleolus.